GGGGCGGUGAAAAGGAGCGGCGGGAGUAGAGGGGGGGGGUGGGACGGACCCGGCAGCGCCGCCGCCGCCGCCGCCCGCCAUGAGGGCAGCGCUCGCCCCCGGGGUCCGCCUGCUCCGCGCCCUCCCCCGGGACAGCCGGUACCGGGGGUUGACGUUGGUGUUGACCUUCCUCUGCUACACCAGCUACCACCUCUCCCGAAAACCCAUCAGCAUCGUCAAGAGCCAGCUACACCCCAAUUGCUCGGCCUUGGGCCCGAACCCCCGCAACGACUCCAACAGCAGCACGUGGUGCAGCUGGGCACCCUUCGAUGGGGACAACUACAAGGAGCUUUUCGGGGCGCUGGAUAACGCCUUCCUGGUGGCCUACGCCAUCGGGAUGUUUAUCAGCGGCAUUUUCGGGGAGCGGCUCCCCCUGCGCUACUACCUCGCGGGGGGGAUGGUGCUGAGCGGGCUCUUCACCGCGCUCUUCGGCCUCGGCUACUUCUGGGACAUCCACGUCCUCUGGUACUUCAUCAUCGUGCAGGUCUGCAACGGGCUGGUGCAGACGACGGGCUGGCCCGCCGUCGUGGCGUGCGUCGGGAACUGGUUCGGGAAAGGAAAGAGAGGUUUGAUCAUGGGCAUCUGGAACUCGCACACCUCCGUCGGCAACAUCUUGGGGUCGCUCAUCGCCGGCGCCUGGGUUUCCUCAGCCUGGGGCCUGUCCUUCGUCGUGCCCGGCAUCAUCAUCGCCGCCGUGGGCAUCGUCUGCUUCUUCUUCCUUGUGGAGUAUCCCGAGGACGUGGGCUGCAGUCCGCCUCUGCAUCACAUGGCCUCCGACGAGGAGGAUGCUGGAGGGGUGACCUCCAACGAGAAGGAUCCCGAAGGAGUCACCUCCAACGAGGGGCCACUGAGCAUCUCAGGCCAGAGCAGCACGGACCGCUCCGACAGCCCCAAGGAGCCAGUGGAGGAGCCCGAAGCCAUCAGCUUCCUUGGGGCGCUCCGGAUCCCCGGCGUGGUGGAGUUCUCCCUUUGCCUGCUCUUUGCCAAGCUGGUGAGCUACACCUUCCUCUACUGGCUGCCCCUCUACAUCGUGAACGUGGCUCAUUUCAGUGCCAAGGAAGCCGGAGACCUGUCGACCCUCUUUGACGUCGGAGGCAUUUUAGGGGGGAUCUUCGCCGGCCUCAUCUCUGACUACACGGGCGGCAGAGCCACCACGUGCUGCGUGAUGCUGGUUGUCGCCGCUCCCAUGCUGUUCUUGUAUAACCACGUCGGCCAGAAUGGCAUCGGCACGUCAAUAGCGAUGCUGAUCGUCUGCGGCGCUCUGGUUAACGGGCCCUACGCUCUCAUCACGACAGCGGUUUCGGCAGAUUUGGGCACCCAUGAGUCUCUCAAAGGAAAUGCCAAAGCCCUUUCUACCGUCACGGCCAUCAUCGACGGCACAGGAUCCGUAGGUGCCGCACUGGGGCCGCUGCUCGCCGGGCUCAUCUCCCCCACGGGCUGGAAUAACGUCUUCUACAUGUUGAUAGCAGCCGACGUCUUGGCUUGCCUGCUCCUGGCUCGAGUGGUGGUCAAAGAGGUCCGUGGGUGGUGCGGCUGCAUAGCAAGGAAGAGAGGCUCUAGCGUGCAGCUAACAGAGUCAGUGCUGGAUGGGAAGUAGCUUGUGUGACAGACCAAUAGUCUGGGCCUCGCGCUGCGGUUUAAGGAAUUUUGACGCGUCCCCCACGAGCCGCUCCGAGCCGAGAGGCCCGGAGGGAAGACAGAGGCUGGGGCACGCCAGGAGCGUGUUCCUCUCGGCAGAGCCGAGGCUUGGCCUCAGGCACGGCCCCGCGAGCCCGUACCGCCACCACGGGUUUGCUUCGGAGGGAGGCAGCGGCAAGGAGCAGUCCGAGGGCCCUGGCCGACCGGUUUUCUGGGCCGAUUCUUCACCCUUGGCCGUUUUAUGAAUAAAAAACAUGCAAAACCUGUGUUGCCACUCCACGCCUUUUCCUGGUGGGGCUCGGCCAGGUCUGCGUGGACUCGGGGGCGAUGAUCGCUUUUCCCCACAGGCAGUCUCUCGUGCAGGCCUGCUCCGUCCCAGCGCUCGGUAUUUCAGGACACUGGACCAGGAGGGCUGUGCCAGGUCACUUGAGGCGCCGCUUAUUCUACAUAGAGAACAUCCCCGGGCUUUUCUCCGAGCCCUAAUUAAGCUGGUGUUGUUCUUCGUCUCAUC
Molecule: messenger RNA, 2188 nt
Organism: Chroicocephalus ridibundus (black-headed gull)
Lineage: Eukaryota; Metazoa; Chordata; Aves; Charadriiformes; Laridae
Gene: SLC37A2
Product: solute carrier family 37 member 2
Exons: 20
Coding region: 80-1636 (518 amino acids)
Biological process (GO): phosphate ion transmembrane transport; glucose-6-phosphate transport
Cellular component (GO): endoplasmic reticulum membrane
Molecular function (GO): glucose 6-phosphate:phosphate antiporter activity
Source: RefSeq, a predicted model, not a curated record